UCACAUUCAUUGUAACUGUAUAUGACGAUUUUGUAUACAGGAUGUCCUAAAAUGUUAUCGAAUGAUUUAAACUUCUUACAAGGAAAUUAUGAAAAAAGAGAAUAAUCGUCGUUGACGAAUAAUCAGGGCGAUUACGGCGAUUUAAUGACUCCAUAUUUACCGAACCCAAAAUGCGUGACUAAGAACGUAUCUGAUAAUAUCAGGACACCUUGUAUAAUACAGCAAGUAUUAAAAAAAAGGACCGGCAAUAUUAUCUCCGAUCUCCAGGUAAUAAAAUCGUGAUUUCAACAGCAUUACUUUUUAUUUCUUGCUUCGAUUAUCAUUGACAAUGCCACUCAACUUUAUUAGCCAUUGCUAGGAUUAAUUUCACCUUUUGUACGAAAAUCAUCACAGAAGAAUGGGCCAACAAGUCUCAAGAACGGAUUUCGAAUGGGUUUACACCGAGGAACCACAUGCUUCACGACGUAAAAUAAUUCUAGAGAAAUAUCCACAAAUUAAGAAGUUGUUUGGAUAUGAUCCAAAUUUCAAAUGGGUUGUUACUGUAAUGGUAUUAUUACAGUUUCUAUCAUUCUUCAUUGUUAAAGAUUUGAGUUAUCCCAAACUCUUGCUACUAGCAUAUUGCUUUGGAGGUGUAAUAAACCACUCUCUUAUGCUUGCGAUACAUGAAAUAUCUCAUAAUCUUGCCUUUGGACAUGCCAGGCCUAUGGCUAAUCGACUAUUUGGCUUUUUUGCAAAUCUGCCAAUAGGAAUACCGGUAUCUAUUAGUUUUAAAAAAUAUCAUCUUGAGCACCAUCGUUAUCAGGGAGAUGAAAAGUUAGAUACAGACUUACCAACAUUAUUAGAAGCGAAAUUAUUUUGUACAACUUUUGGGAAGUUUUGUUGGAUAAUGCUACAACCAUUCUUUUAUUCAUUUCGACCUCUUGUAACAUAUCCAAAAGUACCAACUUCUUUAGAAUAUAUAAAUUUAGUUAUACAAUUGAUAUUUGAUGCUUGUGUAUGGUAUUUUUUCGGUGGUAAAGUACUAUUUUACUUACUUAUUGGCUCUGUUAUGGCAAUGGGAUUACAUCCUGUGGCAGGUCACUUUAUAUCGGAACAUUACAUGUACAAAAAAGGUUUUGAGACUUACAGUUACUAUGGUCCUCUAAAUUUCAUUACUUUCAAUGUCGGGUACCACAAUGAACACCAUGACUUCCCUGCAGUGCCUGGUUCGAGGUUACCAGAAGUAAAACGUAUAGCCGCAGAAUUUUACGAUAAUUUGCCACAGCAUAAUUCAUGGGUUUCUGUUUUGUACGAUUUUGUGAUGGAUCCUGAAAUCGGGCCAUAUGCAAGAAUGAAAAGAAGGCAUCGAGGAUUGAAUUGA
Molecule: messenger RNA, 1360 nt
Organism: Cyphomyrmex costatus
Lineage: Eukaryota; Metazoa; Arthropoda; Insecta; Hymenoptera; Formicidae
Gene: ifc
Product: delta4-sphingolipid-FADS-like protein ifc
Exons: 7
Coding region: 398-1360 (320 amino acids)
Biological process (GO): ceramide biosynthetic process
Cellular component (GO): membrane
Molecular function (GO): sphingolipid delta-4 desaturase activity
Source: RefSeq, a predicted model, not a curated record